AUGAAGGGCUUUCAACAAGUCAAAAGAAAGAAAUCUAGUAGAAAGAACAAGGGAGUAAGUAUCAACGAACUAGAUCCCUUCAAAGUUCAAGAAAAAAAGGUUGCUAUAGUUACUGGUAAGGGAAAACAGAAGGUUGACAGGUAUAACAGUGAGCAGACUCAUGAACAACAGGCUAUCUCCGAGCAGAAAAGGGUACAAGCUGAAAAUAAGCAGAGUAGGACUAACCAAAUAGCAUUAACAUCUACUGCCUUACAACAGGUAAAGAAAAACAUAGACACUCAAAAGAAAAACAAGCAAAAUUCAGAGCAGCAACAUAAUCAGCAAAUAGGGAAAGACAUGGCUAUCUCCGAGCAGAAAAGGGUACAAGCUGAAAAUAAGCAGAGUAGGACUAACCAAAUAGCAUCAACAUCUACUGCCUUACAACAUGUAAAGAAAAGCAUAGACACUCAAAAGAAAAACAAGCAAAAUUCAUCGCAGCAACAUAAUCAGCAAAUAGGGAAAGACAAAGGUGAAGGCAAAAAUAAGAAGGAUACUGAUUCUAUUUCCUCUGAACAAGAAAGGAUUGACAAUGAGAACUACUCAUCUGAUCAAGAUGAAGACAAUAUCAGUGAACACACAGGGAAAGAUCUAACCACAGAGGAAGAAGGUAAUGAUGGCUCUAGUACAGAUGACUGUGAAAGUAUUGAAGAUAAAAAUAUUGAUAGCGAUGAUGAGGCAGAAAAGUUGAUUCAAACUGUCACCAACUCUAAUAUUGAGGAGGAAAUUGAGAAAACUUUUCAAAAUGUUGCUACAAGAACUAACCUCUCUCCAAGAAGUAAACACACUAGAAGAAGCAGAAACAACAGAGGUAGAAGAGGUGGAUAUAAUUCUCAAUCUGUUGUGACUAGAUCACAGGCAAAAAACAACAACUUAUCAGAGUGA
Molecule: messenger RNA, 921 nt
Organism: Capsicum annuum
Lineage: Eukaryota; Viridiplantae; Streptophyta; Magnoliopsida; Solanales; Solanaceae
Product: protein starmaker-like
Exons: 3
Coding region: 1-921 (306 amino acids)
Source: RefSeq, a predicted model, not a curated record